UCUGUCUGCCCAGAAGUCCUGCAGCGGCGCCAGCACACCAAACGGCGAUUAAUGAGUCAACGCGUGUCAACGCGCUCGCUGACAUCGAUGUGUCUGUUGUCUGGUCCCUCAUGUGACUGAGUAGCCCUUUAGCAUGGCCUGGCCUGUUGUUGCACCUGCUGCUGUUCGGGUAGUGGGGGCACAGGGGCCACUACGAGCGAGAUAUUCAGGUGUUGCAGUUGGGAACUUAGGCAGCGUCCACCGACUGGCAGCUUCUAAACGGUUGACUCGUGGAUCUUGGUGCAAGUUAAAAAGUCAGCAGAACUCCAGGCCUUGCUGACCAUCACUUUAUACUUCCUGUGAGCUGAGAAUUUUCCGCAUUGUUCGGUCGUCGGCGGUUGGUGCCGCCUCCUCCUCCUCGUUCCUCUUCCUCCCCUCCUUCCAUCCACCUGGCCACCCAUCCGCCAUGUCGCAGGGUCAGAACUUCCUCCCCAAAUUCCUGUUUGUCUCCAACCUGCUGAAGGCGGUGAAGAUCCGUCAGCGAGUGCCCAACGACGUGGUUAAGCCCGCGGCCAGCGGAGGCCUGAUGCACCACCUGCGGGGUAUGCACAGGUACACUCUGGAGAUGAUCGCCAUGAACCACUUCCCACAGGCCUUCAGGGAGGUGGUGCAGGCCGCUAUCCUGGACCGAGCCAUGCAGGCCUCAUUAGAACAGGAGAAGAAGCUCAACUGGUGUCGGGAGGUGAAAAAGAUGGUGCCCCUACGUACCAAUGGAGAUGGGAACUGUUUGCUCCAUGCAGCCUCUCAGUACAUGCUAGGGGUUCAGGACACAGACCUGGUGCUUCGAAAAGCCCUCCACGGGGUUUUGAAGGAGACGGACACUGGCGUGUUUAGAGCCCGCUUCCAGGCAGAGCUGCUCCAGUCCCAGGAGUUCACCCAGACUGGACUCCGAUACACCACCAUGAACUGGGAAGAGGAGUGGGAAAAGAUUGUGAAGAUGGCGUCUCCGGUCUCCAGUAGCAACGGCCUCCAGUUUGACUCUCUGGAGGACAUUCACAUUUUCAUCCUCUCCAACAUUCUCCGCAGACCCAUCAUCGUCAUCGCAGACCAGGUGGUCAGGAGUAUGAAAUCUGGCUCCUCCAUCUCUCCUCUGAAUGUGGGUGGGAUUUAUCUGCCACUACACUGGCCGCCCACAGAGUGCUACAAAUACCCGAUAGUGCUUGGCUACGACUCCCAACACUUUGCACCUCUCAUCACCAUCAAAGACAGUGGUCCAGAGAUCCGAGCAGUACCGCUGAUCAACCCAGGACGGGGGGACUUUGAGGAGCUGAAGGUUCACUUCCUGAUGGAGAAAGAACAGCAGCAGAAAGAGAGGCUUCUCAAAGACUACCUGUUACUAAUAGAGAUCCCUGUCAUAGGCUUGGGCUAUGACGUCUUAAGGAUCAUCAAUGCUGCAAGACUGGAUGAGGGCAAUCUCCCUGAAGACAUGAACCUGAUGGAGGACUACCUGCAGCUUGUCAACCAUGAGUACCAGCGCUGGCAGGAGGACAAGGAGCAGGCAUGGGCCGCCCAGCCACAGCGCCCACCUCCCUUCUCUGUCUCCCAGCUCUCCCUCAUCGAAAUCCGCUGUGCCACACCACGAUGUACCUUCUAUGUCUCUGUGGACACGCAGCCUCAUUGCCAUGAAUGCUUUGAGAAGCGACAGGCCACUACCGGUGGAGGAGCAAGGAUAGAAGGGGUGGUACAGACCAAGGGAGGAGGGGUACAAGGUGGGGUAGGUGCGAUAGGGGGAUCAGAGACUGAGGUGAACUCUAGAGGAGCCCGAAGUGGCAGCCCACCAUCCUCCUCGUCUGGGAGAGGGGUGGUGUUGUCCAGCCCGCGCUCAGCCCCACCCACAGCCCCCAGCCUCAGCCUGUACAGUGAAACUCAUGCCAUGAAGUGCAAGACACCCGGCUGCCUCUUCACCCUUAGCGUGGAGCAUGAUGGACUUUGCGAGCGCUGCUUCAACUCCAGGCAGAACCAUGGACCCCCUGGAGCUGUAACGGUUGCUACAGGACUCCCAGGCCCCAAUGGGGGGCCUGUAGUCCCCCACCAGGCCCAGGGCUCUGGCUGGACCCAGUGGGGGGGCUGUGAGACAGAGACAGAACGCUGCAGCAUGUGUAGACAGGAGGUGUUCAGGAUAUUCAAUGGCCUGUGUCCACCCUGCAUGCAGAGACAGCAGGCUCCAGAGAGGGGAGAGCCACAGCAGAGCAACCCCCGAACUGAGGCCUCAUCUUCGGCUUGGAGCCAGGCCAGGGAUGCUGAGCGGCCAUGCCUCACCCUAACCCCAGGGCACACCUCAGCAUGGCAGGCCCCUCUGGCCCGGCCUUGUAAAAGAUCUGGUUGCCAGUUCUUUGGGACGCCAGAGAAGUUGGGUUUCUGCACUAUUUGCUACGUCGACUAUCAGACCAACCACCACAUGACCCCUCCCCCUGCCCCGGUCCAGAGCCGGCAUGGUUUGGAGGCAGGCUUCCAGAACGCCUCACGGUGUCGUGGGCCUGGGUGUGGUGCGGUUGGCAAGGCAAUGCUGGAGGGCUACUGCGACAAGUGCUACGUCAAAGAGCAAAGCGCACGGCUCAACCAAGUGGCACAUCGCACACCACACUCCCCUCCUCUAGUCAUGCGUGACCGAGCAGCCAAACCCAGAUCUUCUCAGCAAUCCCAGACCCAGACCCAGACUCAGUGCCGGCGGAGUGGCUGCAGCAACGUGUCCCCGGGUUGCACAGACCUUUGCCCAGAGUGCCACACACGAGGCCAGGGCAGAGAGGUGGGCAGGCGGGCGCAGGCGCCCAAGGAAAAGUCCAAGCAGCGGUGCCGGACGCAGGGCUGCGACCACUACGCCAACCAAGAGAAACAGGGCUACUGCAAUGAGUGUGACCACUUCAAACAGAUUUACCGCGGCUGACCGCAUACGUACCCAUGCACACAGCGACGAUGAUGACACAUCGCUAGCACGCUAGAGCCGCUGCCCUGCUGUGGGCGCCCCAUGCCAGUCAAUGCACCUCUGAUACUAACUAACCAACUAACUAACUAGCUAGUGACUAACUAGUAACCUUAUGGCCUGAAAAUCAAACCCCCCAUGUAGAAUGUGAAGAGAGAAUGUGUGUACGUGGGGGGGGAGUGAGUGUGUGUGUGUUCGCAGUAGACAUGGCCUCCAGAAUACCUCUUUGUGCAAUUAUUAUCAUCUGAUGUGCCCUGUGCACUUACACGGUGAGAGGUUUGGCUACAUGUCAGAGCAACUGACUUAACUCCUGUGUACAAUAUGUAUUUAGAGGUACGUAGUGAAUCGUGCCGGACAAAAUGAUUGUAUGUUGACAUAACGAGAAGCAUCUGACAUUGCUUUCUAGACCACAGCCAAGGAUUUAUACCCCCCCGUCUGUCUGUCUGUCUUUAACCCAUCUGUGUAUCUGUCUGCCUGUCUGUCAAGCAUUUGCUCUGUAGAGUGAGGGAUGCAGUAGUUGGGGAAGCCCAGCAACAAAUCUGUGCAAGUAGUAAGCAGAAGUGAGCCAAAUUGGGCCGAAGCAAAGCAAGUGAAAUGCUAGAAAUGAAAUAAAAUGGUAUUCACCACUGUUUUAGCUUAGUUCUCCAAAAUCACUCAUUUAUGUCCUCCCACAGUAGACAAAGAUUUGCCAAAAAAGGCUCUUGCAAUCAAUAUUGUAAAAUUGUCAAGAAUGAAUUUUCUUCCAUUAGUCAGUCAAUAGCAGUGUUAGUUCAUAUUUUGAGGCAAAUUAAACUUAGUAUUGUCACAUAUCUGUUAUAUGAAGUUAUUGUGAAUUGCUUGAUGUGGAAAGUAAGAACAGACCAUGUGUCUACACAGUGCAAGACAGACAGGGCAGGCCCCUGCUAGUUUUGGUGCUACAUGUACAGAAAUACAAGCCUCUCCAUUGUAGCCAACAUGCUGGCGGUGUCAGCGGACAGAAGGCAGAGAACACAGUAGAGACAGGACUCAUUCCCUUUCUAUUCCUCCUUUCCUUCCUCUUAUUUCCCCUCUUCUCCUCCAAAACAGAGCUGUUGCCUUGGACAUUGUUUUCCUGUUUACUGACCACUUAAGCACCUAGAAACGCAUAGAUACAUGCGCACACAUACAGUACCUACACAUGCGCACACAAAUGCAGUAGUUCCAGUCCUGUGAAAAGGGGAUUGCCAACUACAGAGAGAACUGAGAACAUAAUGACGGGUGAAUUCUGGACGAUUAUCCACCUUUCCACCACAUACACCCAUAUGCACACACAUGCACAUGCAAACACAGCUCUGAGAGAUUGUAUGCGCCCCACCCCAGCCUGAGGUGAUGUGUAGGUAAACAAACCCACAAAGAAUGCAUGCCUCUCUGCUCCACCCCACUGGAUGUGCCAAGGCGACAAUUUCAAAACUUCAGAGAGCAAUUCCAUUGCCUGCUUUGGCUAAUCUUGUUUAUCUGAAUGUGUUUUGUGCUGCCGCUACAACAGCACAGUAUUGGGGCUGACCCACGAUAAGUUUUGCCUUUACGUAGUGAUUAAAAUUUUAUGGACCAGAGGGGCCUGAUCAGUGAUCCUGCAUCAGUGCUCCCACCUAUAAAAUGCUUUUGUGAAUAUGGAUCUUGGUCCAUAUUGUAGGACCUUCUAACCCGAUGCCUCAUCUCCAACACACACAAACACAGCGCGCGCAUGUGUGCGUCUGGAAUACGCAAAACUGACAUUCCUGGGUUUUUUG
This is a messenger RNA of Xiphias gladius (swordfish), 4707 nucleotides long. RefSeq names its product tumor necrosis factor, alpha-induced protein 3 (gene tnfaip3). Gene Ontology annotation, biological process: protein K29-linked deubiquitination; protein deubiquitination involved in ubiquitin-dependent protein catabolic process; positive regulation of Wnt signaling pathway. Gene Ontology annotation, molecular function: K63-linked polyubiquitin modification-dependent protein binding; DNA binding; cysteine-type deubiquitinase activity. Gene Ontology annotation, cellular component: cytoplasm; nucleus. The transcript has 9 exons. The coding region runs from base 446 to 2923 and encodes 825 amino acids. The record is from RefSeq and is a predicted model, not a curated record. NCBI's taxonomy places the organism in Eukaryota, Metazoa, Chordata, Actinopteri, Istiophoriformes, Xiphiidae.